Messenger RNA from Phytophthora infestans T30-4, 591 nucleotides. RefSeq lists its product as uncharacterized. Lineage: Eukaryota; Oomycota; Peronosporomycetes; Peronosporales; Peronosporaceae. Gene Ontology annotation, molecular function: iron chaperone activity; 2 iron, 2 sulfur cluster binding; ferroxidase activity. The record is from RefSeq and is a predicted model, not a curated record. Bases 128 to 523 code for a protein of 131 amino acids. The transcript is spliced from 3 exons. Gene Ontology annotation, cellular component: mitochondrion. Gene Ontology annotation, biological process: iron incorporation into metallo-sulfur cluster; intracellular iron ion homeostasis.
CACCACUAUGCUGCGUCGUGUUGCUCUCUCUUCGCUACGCUGCGCGUCCCGCCGUACUGCUGCUACACAGAGUGUCAAGACUCUGUCAACUCUGCCGUCUCUGUGCAGACCCAAUGGUGCAAUUUCGAUGUCGCAUCGCAGCUCCCUGCAAGCUGCGCACUUGACGACGGACUCUCUAGAACCGUCUUCGCAAAUGGCGGAGAACGAGUUCAUGGAGCUGGCGGACGAGACGCUGCACGGCAUUCAGAGCUGGCUGGACGGUAUUGAGGAGAUGCUUGAAGAGUCCGACAUCAUGUUUUCGCAAGGAGUCCUGAAGAUUGACUUGGGUGAGCACGGCACGUGGGUGAUCAAUCGCCAGGUGCCCAACCGACAGAUCUGGUGGUCGUCUCCGGUCAGUGGCCCUCGCCGUUACGAGUACGACGCUGAAAGUGGACACUGGGUGAACACACGAGACAAGGGCGAGUUGAUGGAGCUUCUGCGCGCUGAGAUCCUGGACGUAACAGGCAUUGAGAUCUACACCUGAGCUCAAGGUAUGGGAGGUGCCGUAGCCGAGCAACCUAAGUAGAAUCCAGCACAACAGGUGGCUCUCUA